Messenger RNA from Drosophila arizonae, 616 nucleotides. RefSeq lists its product as uncharacterized. Lineage: Eukaryota; Metazoa; Arthropoda; Insecta; Diptera; Drosophilidae. The record is from RefSeq and is a predicted model, not a curated record.
CGUCAGUCGGUCCUGUGCGUGCAGCCCGAGCAGAGCCCGCCGCAAUUCACAGUUGAAAGUUUCGAUUUCAAAAAAGGCGAAACGCCAAAGACCAGUCAGAGGCGUUGCCGCAGCAUCCGUGUCAGCAAGCAGAGGCUCUUUGGCAGCGAUUGACUUGGGCGCUAGGCACUUGACCGCCAAGCAAAUAGAAAACAAUUUGCCAGCCUCUCGCCAAGGCCGCGCUGCAGUUGGAAAUAAAUUGUAAUUAGAGAAGUGACCGAAAAGUUUGCUGGCACAGCUGCCAAGUGGAAAAUAAAAGCGAAGCGGGAUUCACCCGCUCACAAUUUAUUGCGUUUUUUUUUCGAUUCGUUUUGUUUUUAUUUUGGCAACCAGCAGACGCAUCAACGGAGCAAAAUGCCAGCGGGACGCGUGGCUGGCAAAGCCGGUUACUCCAAUCACUAUUAUAACGGGCGCUCGUAUGUGGGAAUUAACGAGGAAAUAAUGUGGGUCAGCAUUGGCAUGGGCGUGACCAUCGCCCUACUCAUUACAAUCGCCCUGUGCUACAUCGCGAGGGAGAAGUGCCAGAAACGUCAGCGCGAAUAUUACGUGACGGCAUAGUUAAUGUAUGCAGCUAGCC